AUGAGCCGCCCCUCAGAUCGUCUGCGAAAAAAAGGUGAAGGCCUUCUAACCUUCGGCCAAAUUUACGAUGGCUCGGCCGUAUCGGGGCUUGAAGCCCGCGGACUGAACGAUCCGCUCGAUGCCGCUCCGAGGAGGUGCUCAGAAUGGGUGGAGCCCUCGGAGCGACAGCGACCGCCGUUGCCCGGCGCCAGUCGCUGGCUGCCGGUGUCCAGCGUCAACGCCAGUCGUUUUGAUAGCCUUCGUGAUCUCUCUCUCAAAUAUGAGGAGGACGAGGCCCAAGCCAUUCCAGGAUUGAAACUCCGAGUCCGCGAGCGCGUGGCUCGAGAGCAGCCGUCGUUGUUCACCGAGCCGGAAGCGUGGCACCCUGCAUCGCCUUCGCGCAUGUGGGAGCGGUCGUCGACGAAUCUGGGGUUUCGGUCGGCGGCGGACGCGUUUUCGUUCGAGCGCAUGCAGGCGACGGGGCCCUCGGAGACGCGGAUUUUGGGCGGCUCGACGGAGCAGUUGACGGUUCCCUUCGAGCGCGUGCCGGCGACGAGUGAGAAGUUCGUGCACCACACGUCGGCCGCGACGCUGCCGUACACUGGUUUGUGGCACGACGAGGUCACGUUCGCGAGCAAGGCGGAGGCUCUCGGCGCGCAAGAGGUCGAGAGCUUGGCUAAAGCCCCUCCGAAGCGCGCCGCGGAGACUGCGCUGCUUCGCUCCCAAGCCUCGAAGGCGUGUCCGCGGGCUGCUCGCGUGCUGCUGGAGAAACUCCGGCGCGAGACCACUGAGGAUCUCAGCGCAGCUGGGGUCGCCGCCGACCUGCAGGAGCGCGCCGUGCACCUCGCCAAGCAGCCGCUGAGCGCAGAUGAACAAGUCGAGAACCUGCUGCUUGCGGCUGUCCAGCCUGGGCUGGCGCCUGGCGUCGCAGAGAAGAGCGACGAAGAAGAGGAACGAUGCCGGGAGCAGGGGCGGCUCGCCGCCGAAGCACGUGCGAAGGCCGUCGCCAUGUUCUGGGAAUCCAGGCGGCGGGGCGGGGACGGGCGGCGCACGCAGAGUGGGGGAGCGACUGGAGGCCGGGGGGACGAGUUCCAGAGAAAAAACGGACGGCCGAGUCGCUUCAAAGCCGAAGGCGAACUUGUGCUGCAGCGGCACGACGCUACCGCACGCAUGCUUCUCGGCGACAUCGUAGGUCUCGACCGCAUGGAGACAUUUCCCUCUGAAAAGGGGGCUCCGGCGUUUUUUCGGAACGUCGAAGACCCGACAGGCGUCUCUGUGGAGGAGGCGGCCGACGUCCCAAAGGAAACGCAUGCGGAAAACCUGAUCGCGCGCCUCGAGGUCCGACUCGGCGUCGGAGGCGACAGCUGGAGAGACAAGGAGAUUCGAGGGCGCGCGCAGCAGAUGCAGAGACUGCGGGCGACGCACGGCCGGCUUCUCCCCCGUGCGAGUAAGGACGACGCCGCAGUCCCAGACGGCGAAUUCCUCACGCACGAGGACGCAGAGAAGGUUGCUGUGCGCGGAGUCUCCGUGCCGGAUAUUUCACGCGCAGUUCGUCUCGUGGCGAACCUCGAACGCGAUCAAGAGAAGGAGGCAGAUGUGCUAGCUGCGCUUCCUAAGCGAAUCGCUGCCCGAAAGGCGACGCCGGAUGAGGAAAGGAAGAGUGAGCCAAGCACCGAAUCAACAGAGGCGCCGCAGGCGCCCUCGGGCGAAUCGGUAUCCUUCCGUGUGAUCAGCAAAAAGGAUCCGUCGAAGACGUCGGCGCCUUCAGGCUCGCCGGGAGGCGACGGGGAACCACACCGAGGAAGCAUCCUAUCCACGUUCGGCAAGGCCUUCGCUCCGGCGGCGGCCGUGGUUCAAAUGCUUGCUGCGCCGCUGAAGGCGGCGCCGGGACUGCCUCCGGCGAAAUCCGGGGUCAACGAUCAGGUGGCACGCUCUCCGAAGGAAUUGGCUUUCCAGAAAUCUACCGCGCAUGCAGCCAGCGGCCCGUCGGCCGAGCCAGCGGAGCCGACACCAGUCGCCCCGAAGCGGCGCGUUUUCCUUCUCUCGAAAAAGCCUCCGGAGGAUCCGAAGCCCCCAAGCGACGGGCCGGAGACAGGUGCGAGGGGGAAGGAGACAGGGGACGCCGGGGCGGGGGGAACCGGCGGCGCGCGCCCGGGGGACCUCGAUGACGACAGCGAAGACGAGGAGGAGGAGGCAGAGGCAGAACUGCCUCUGCUGUUUCCACGGAGCGAAGAGAAGUCUUUCGCCCUUGCGUCUUGGAACGCCGUAGAAGCGAUUCGACAGACGUACUUUCCGCCAACCGUGCACCGCCAGCCGAUCUACGACAAAGUGGGUCGCGUGAUCCUGCCCAAGUUCCCAGCCGCAGACGGCGAUCGCGUGUGUGGCGGCGAUCCCGCGCAGCAGGCUGACCGCGACGAGGACGACUUGGGCUCCGCGGAGGAUCCGGAAGUCCUCGCGACUGUCGCCGGCGCACCGCUGCAAGUCGUCUACGACAAUCCGCCGUACAAGGGCAAGUCCUACGAGGUCAUGGACGAAUACCAACCCGACCUGGACACCGACGCGAGGCCCGUUGGCCCCGGAGCGGCGUCGCUCAUCUACGCGCCGACCCGGGCUGGACUGCCGACAGCGAGCCCUGGGAAGCGAGGCGAGAAGCGUGGCGCCGCGGGAGUCCGGCGCCGCGGGCGCGAAGAGAGGACCUUGCUGCCUCGGCCGAAGGACUUCACACCCGUCACCCGCUAUCCACACGACGACCGCUCCCGCGCGUCGCUUGCGUUUCUGGGUGUGAGCGAAGAGGAAGGAACGUCGUCGGGCGUCUCGCGGCUCGCCAACUGUGAGGGAGACUUGACGACUGCGCCGUCCGCCACCGGCGUCUUGGAGAUGCUCGGCGAAAAGCGCAAGGGCGGGAAGCCCCUCGCGAAGGCGGCGGUGCGGCCGGUGCUGCUCGGCGAGGCCGAAGGCCAGAUCCAGAGUCUGGAUGCUUUGAAACAAGUCGAGUGCGUCGUGGACGGCGGCUACCGAUUCCUGCAGCUGGAGGAGAAGCUCGGAGACGACGCCGAGGCAGCGCGGCAUCGCCCGGGCUCCAGUCUGUGGCAGCAGCACGCGACGCGAAAGAGACGGAAAAAGUACGAGUUCACCAACUCCUUUGGAGACCUCGUCGUCGCGCCUUUCCUCUCCCGCGCCUUCGUCCCGGUUCGCCUGCAAGACAGAGACGCCGCGUUUCUCAAGAACGAGGAGACGCUGCUGGCGCGGUAUGCAUAUCCAGAGGGACAGUUCUCUCCCGGGUACUACGUCAAGGAAGAAGAUAUCGAAAACCGACGAAGAAAAGUGCUCGAGACCAAACGAGAGAAUAUGUCCGUCUUCGAUUUCCAAGAGAGGAUGAAGCAGGAACAGCUCGCCAAGGCACGGGAAGAAGCAGAGCGGCUCGCGCGGGAGCAGAGCGAGCUGGAGGCGCGUCUCAGGGCAGAGACGCGGAAGGCUCAUGACGAUGUCUUCCGCACGGCGGGCGACGACCUAGGCAGGCAGGACUCGGGCGGGUCUGAUCAACCCGUCCUGCGUCCCACGGCGUUGGGCCGGAAGAAGCAGCGCACGGGGCGACCGCCCAAGUUCGUCGAGCUGACAGUGCCUGAACUCAAAGACAGAUACAGGGCGAUCAAGAAGCAGAACUCCAGCGACCCCUUGCUGGCGUCAGUUGUGGCGUGCAUCUCCAAGAAAAUGGGCAAACCCAAAAACAAAGUCAAGGUGCAGGGCCGGCACCGCCGCCGGAUGGAUCCAGAGAAGAAGCUGGAGGACGAGAAGACGAAGAAAAAACAGAAGAUUUUGAAGAUGUUGGCGGCCCAGCAAGGCGGGGCGCAGGCGGCGGGUUUGUUGGCGCAGCUGCGUGGGAAUGCGGACGAGGAUGAAGAGGCCAGUGAUGAGGACGAGGAUGAUCUCGAGUCGGUGACGACGCAGUACACAUAUCCCUCGGUUACGCUUUCGAGCUACGAGUCCGUCCAAGACACGUUUCCGCACUUCACGUUUAACUACCCGCGCUACUCGCCGUGUCCGCUCAGGUUUCCAGACGUGCGGAAGACGCCUUUGAGCCACUCGGGGCUGCUGCUCGUUUCAGACGACUUCCGCAGUGCGAGGUCGGCGACGCGCGCGCUGGCCACUCCCACUCCCGGCAAGAAGCGAGCCAGCGGCUUCUUCCACCAGCAGAUGUACGUCGAGGUGCGCGACAGAGUUAUCUUCUUCUUUUCUAGCGGCAAGCGCUCGGCGGCGAUGAGUGUCGCCUCCUCUCCGCGCCCGGAGGAGAUGGCGCAGCUCGUGCCCGUCGACGCGGAUGAGACGUGGAGCAUGCUUUUCGGCAUGUGCUUCGACGUCUACACCGAAGUCGAGUUGAUGACGGUCCAGCCGUAUGCGCUGCAGAAGGCCGGCCUCCAGUACCUGGCGAUUCGCGUCGCCGGCAGCAACUCGAAUCUCCUCCCAGGCGCCGCCGCCGCCCUCAGUGGCGAGGGCGAGCGCACUGCGGCAGAGGAACGCGUCGCCAACGACUCGCUGAUUGUCGCCUUGCUGAGCGCGGACUCGGACGAAGAGACACUGCAGUGGUAUCGUCUCUUCAAGCGCCGCGUGGCGUUCGCCCGCUACGCCGAUGCGCUGUCGUCCGCCACCGGCGGCGACCAGCCUGCGCAGUCGGUCGCGGAGUUUUGUCUCUCGGGCGUGAGCACCGCUGGGCUCAGUUUUAAGGGCGUGCCUUUCAGCGCCUCGCUGGAGGGCCUUCUCUUCUCGAAUUUGACCGAGGAGAAGGUGCUCGGCUUCCUCGAUUUGUCCUACCGGAACCUGAGCGACGCCGGCGUCGCAGAAAUCAUGUCGAUGAUCCCCUUUCACGCCGAGGCGAUCGACCUGAGCUGCAACGGCAUCGAGGCCCAAGACCCCCUGCUGUUGUGCCAGCUCGCCAACAAACUGCACGCAGGCAGCCUCGACGUCAGCGACAACCCGCUGGGCACUCGCGCUUCCGCCGGUGUGUUGCUGUUCUCGCUGCUCACCGAGACGCCACUCAGCCGCAUUGACAUGAAUCGCUGCCGCUUUGGAACCGACGCGGCGACGGCGUUCCGGGAGAAGCUUGACGAGUUGCAGCGCCCGAUGGAGCAUCCGAAAGAGGUCUCGUUGAGCGGGAAUGAGCUUGUCGCCACGGACGUCAUCGCGCUGGUCACCAACUACAAGUCCAAGCUGCCAGGCCUGCUGGCGAUUAACGUGUCUGGGAACCCGGCGCUGACGCUCGAAGAAAUUCAGGCCGCUCUCAAGGCGUCGCUGAGCAAAGUUGACAUGUCCGUCCUCACCUUCCUCCCCAGCCAACCGGCAGUUCGAGCGCUGUCGACCCCAAUAAUCGGCGGCGUGCGCACCGCGCUCAGCUUGCCUCUGACACUCUCAGGGCGGCUCUACGCGGCAGGUUGGAAACGCGUCCAGGAUUCGUACGUCUUGGCGCACCCUGUGAAGACGCCGGCCGCGGAACACGACGCCGUCACGGCGCUCUCUGAGGUGCACAGUCUGCUGGCUCGAUUGAACGAAACCAGCCUGCCGUUCGUCUACUUCGAGCUGCGAGGGCCUGCGCUGAUUUGGUCCGACUUGCCGCCGCGCGACGCCUCCUGGCUGACUGUUGGCACCCCGGGCGACUCGUCCGCUCGCCAAGAGACGCCGCGCCCGCGCUGUGCGAAUCCGAUGAGCUCGGCGCGCAAGGUCUCCGGCAUCGUGAUGCACCGCGUGCGCGUCGACUUUGACACCCAGCCCCGCGUGAUGGUCAUCGAAGGAUUUGACCUGAGCGGCCCCGCGGGCACGGACGACCCGAACGCGGACGUCGACCUCCCUGGCCUGAACGACCGAGUCAACCUCCCCCUGACGACCGUCUCCUACGUCCUCAGAGCACAAACAGACGCCGCCACACUCGAGUGGGCGAGAAUCUGCAACGCGAGACUUGCAGGCAUUUACUACGUGAGAACGGAGGCGCGCUUGCAGCGGCUUGUAAGUCCGAGUGCAGUGCGUUUCUUUGAAGUGAGUGGAGGGACGUGCCUAGACUUUGGUGGGUACCCGGCGUCUCCAGAGGGCCUGAGAGCGAUAUUUUUCUUUUUGUGUAAGUACACCAGGGUGAAGUCUCUCAUCAUGUGCAACAUGCGUCUGUCAUCGAGCCACCUGGCCGCGCUGACCGGCGAGGCGUGGCGUCUGUACGAUCUCGAGUGCGUGGAUCUCUCCUUCAACGACUUUACAUCGACCGACUCAGAUGCCCUGGCGACCGUUACGUCGUUCCGCUCUUGCAAGCGCCUCAUUUUGGAUCGCAACCCUAUCGGAGACAGCGCAUUGUUCGCCGACUGCUUCCUCAAACUCUGCUGCUAUCGGCGGGUGACCCAGCUCUGCCUCAACGGGUGCGGACUCGGGACCAAGUUCGCUCAGACAGCUGCCCGGCGCCUCGAAGAAGUCCCCCCCGAUCCGUCCUUGUGUACGCUGAGGACGGUAGAGCUGCAGAGCAACUCCAUUGCUGGGGGGGCCCUCCGUGAUCUUGCCAACUGCCUCGUGAACAACGUUCCGACAAUCGAGACGAUUCGCGCCUACGGGAAUGCCAGCGCAGUUCCCGGUGUGGUGACCCCAGGUCUCGUCGACCUCCGAAACACGUUCGCCGACAAACCCGAACGCGAAGGCCGCUUCGGUGCGCCCGCGAAGCAUCGCGUCAAAAAGGAGAAGAAAGAUGAAUCCGCCGCGACGCAGAUGGUUGAUGAUAUCCAGGCGCACGCCGCGUUGCAGGCGCUUCUCAAGAUGGGCGUCCGCAAUCGCGCUGGGAAGCGAGGCGGGGCGGCCGAAGAAGCAGCUCCUGCAGAAGCUGCCGACGCUGCGGAUACUGCCGAUGCCGGCGGCGAAGGGCCUGCAGGGGAUGAAACCCAAGCGGAGGAACCUGCGGCUGACGCAGCAGCCGCCGAGACAGAUGCGCAGGCUGACGACGCUGAGAAGGCGGCUGAGGAGCUUGAAAGUGAAGAAGCCACGCAAGAGUCCGGAAGGGCUGCAGGGUCCAGCCAGGUGGAAGAGCCCACAGCGGCUGACUCAGGCGACCAAGAGGCGGCGGCAGCAGAGGACUACGAGGGUGAAAAGAGGGAAGAUGACGCAGAGGAGUGA
Molecule: messenger RNA, 7113 nt
Organism: Besnoitia besnoiti
Lineage: Eukaryota; Apicomplexa; Conoidasida; Eucoccidiorida; Sarcocystidae
Exons: 10
Coding region: 1-7113 (2370 amino acids)
Source: RefSeq, a predicted model, not a curated record